This is a messenger RNA of Fundulus heteroclitus (mummichog), 2160 nucleotides long. It is a transcript of the gene trpt1, whose product is annotated as tRNA phosphotransferase 1. Lineage: Eukaryota; Metazoa; Chordata; Actinopteri; Cyprinodontiformes; Fundulidae. Gene Ontology annotation, molecular function: tRNA 2'-phosphotransferase activity. The transcript has 7 exons. Gene Ontology annotation, biological process: tRNA splicing, via endonucleolytic cleavage and ligation. The record is from RefSeq and is a predicted model, not a curated record. Bases 462 to 1154 code for a protein of 230 amino acids.
AGCAUUAGCCCAAUGGCGCUAACAGUAGUUAGCGAAUUAUCUCAACGUCUGAGUUAAGAUUUUUCGGCGGCGGCAGCUUUGAAGCGAGAGGCCGUCUAAACAGGACGCAACACAUUCAGAUCUCUCUCUUACGCCUAAAAUUAAAUAUCAUUCCCUUUACCUGCAUCAACUGUUGUGUUUUCCAAAACAGGCUGCGGUUUUUCCUCUGUGGUGCCAGCAGUUUACCGCAUCCCGAUGUGCUGCCACCUACGGGCGGAUGUGGGGAACAAACCGGAAAUUGGGGGAAAAGCACGACGGCUGCUGAGUCUAGUGAUCACAACAACAACAUGGGCUUCUGAUUCUGUCAGAGCUGUGUUGAAACUAAAUGAAGCAUAAACGGUGUCAAGGUGAAAUGUAGAUUAAUUAGGAUUAAUAACACGUUCCCAAACCUCCAGCCCAAGGCCUGAUCUGACAUUAUUUUAAUGGACAGAGGAGGACGAAGAGGAAGAGGAAGAGGAGGAAAAAGAGGAGCCAGAGGGCAUCACAGAGAAGAGGACAGAGACACUCAUCUGUCUAAAUCCAUGUCUUAUGUGCUUCGUCAUGGAGCUACACAGUUGGGGCUUCAAAUGGGCACAGAUGGCUUCCUGUUUGUGGAGGACCUCCUGGCUCACCCGCAGUUCCACGUGUACACAUGUGAAGAUAUCGAGAGAGUCGUAGCCACAAACGACAAGCAACGCUUCAAGCUCCGCUCCCACCCGGAGGACGGCCGCCUGCAGAUUCGUGCCAAUCAGGGACAUUCAGUACAGGUUAUGGAUCUGGAGCUGAAACCGGUCCUGGCUGGUUCUCCUGACUGCCCAGCCGAGGCCGUCCAUGGCUCCUACCUCCGCAACUGGCCGUCCAUCCAACAGCAGGGCCUGAGCCGCAUGAACAGGACCCAUAUUCACCUGGCGUGCGGCCUUCCAGGGGAAGAUGGCGUCAUAAGCGGCAUGAGGAAAAACUGCGACCUAGCCGUGUUUAUUGAUGUUCCCGGAGCUCUGGCUGAUGGUAUUGAGUUCUUCUGGUCAGAGAAUGGUGUGUUGCUGACUGCAGGCGAUGCCGACGGUAAACUCCUUCCUAAAUACUUCACCCGAGCCCUAAGACUCAAGCCUACAAGAAGCAUCCUUCCACUACAGUAAAACCUGCAGAGUUUGAUGUUUCGACCAAGCCUGAAUCCCUCCUUUGCUGUAUGUUGGUCUUGGUUUCAUGGAUUAUACUAUAUCUUACUAAUGGCAGAUUGGUGUAGACUUGUUGCCUUAAUUUAUUUUCAUUAUAAACACUUAACCGGUUAACUAUAAGGGAGAUGGGUUUUCUUUUUGUCUAUACCGUGCCUUGCAAAAGUAUUCUUGAGUUUUUCAUUUUACAUUACAACACCAAGCAUAUAUAGUAUUGGGAAUUAAUGUGACGAAGCAAAGAAGUCAAUAAUUAUCAGGUCAAGUGAAAAUGUUACAUGUUUUUUUAAUUGAAAAUAAUCAGGAAAGUGUGUUUAUAAUCAGUCCCCUUUUCUCUGAUACCCGAAAUACAAUCCAGUGCUACCCUUUUCCUUCAGAUGUAACUUAAGUAGUGACACAAAUCUGCCUUUUAUGGAAGAGUGGCAAAAAGAGUUCACGGUCUGUUGUGGCAGCGACCCUGAGCCUGCAGCCUCAGCAACAAUAGACUGGAUCUGUGAAUACUUCACCCGAAUCGGCUGCUGCGGCUACUAACAUGGCUCACCACCGCCAGGGUGUGAAUGUGUGUGUGAAUGGGUGAAUGACUGUGGUGUAAAGAGCUUUGUGGUCGUCGGACUAGUGAAAGCGCUAUACAGGUACAAGCCAUUUACCGUAUUCAUGUAUUAGAAUGGCCCAGUCAAAGUCCAGAUCUGAAUCAGCAGUGGGAAGACAGAUAAAAGUGUGAAUGUUUACAAAGGCUCAUCAAAUCUGACUGAGCUUGAGCUAUUUUUGCAAAGAAGUUUAGUUUCUUAAUUUCUAAAAUGUUGAAAUACCAUGAAUGGUUUUGUUUCCCUGUCACAAUUGUGCAAACUUUUGGUUGGUCUAUCAAAUAAAAUCCCAAUAAACCAUGUCAAGAUUAGUUGUUUUAAUGGAGUAAGGAGUAUUAGCACUUUGGCAAUGUCAGUGAUGAAUAAAUUGUGGCAAUGCAUUACCUAAA